GGGGGGCGGUGGAGAGGCGCAGACUGAGGAGUUCUGGCGCACAUCCAUGGAGCAGCGGGGACUGAGGGGCGCCAGGGGAGGCGGGCUUCCCCCACCCAAGGCUCCGGCCGCCAUGGAGUGAAAACGGGGCGGCGGGGGCCGGAGAGCCCGGGCCAAGACGACGAGCCUGCUGAGGACUGAGCGGCUGCAGCGGCCCGGGAACGGACAUUUCAAAGAUGGUUUGGCUGCCUUUGCGACUAGGAGAUCUGAUGCCAUAAUGAGGACUCACACACGGGGGGCUCCCAGUGUGUUUUUCAUACAUCUCUGUUAUUUUGUGGCAGCCUACAUCACUGACGAGAACCCUGAAGUCAUGAUUCCCUUCAUCAAUGCCAACUAUGAUAGCCACCCAAUGCUGUAUUUUUCCAAGGGGGAAGUGGAGGAGCUGCAGCGGAGGGCAGCCGGUACACAUCGGCACAUUGCCUCACGGUUGACUGAAGCAGUACAGACCAUGCUGUCUAGUCCUCUGGAGUACCUUCCUCCUUGGGAUCCCAAGGACUACAGUGCAAGGUGGAAUGAAAUUUAUGGCAACAACUUGGGUGCCUUGGCAAUGUUCUGUGUGCUGUAUCCUGAGAACAUCGAAGCCCAAAAUAUGGCCAAGGACUACAUGGAGAGGAUGGCUGCUCAGCCUAGUUGGCUCGUGAAAGAUGCUCCUUGGGAUGAGGUCCCCCUUGCUCACUCUCUGGUUGGUUUUGCCACCGCCUAUGACUUCCUGUUCAACUACCUGAGCAAGACCCAACAGGAGAAGUUUCUUGAAGUGAUUGCCAAUGCCUCAGGAUAUAUGUAUGAAACAUCAUACCGUCGAGGAUGGGGGUUUCAAUACCUGCACAAUCACCAGCCUACCAAUUGUAUGGCCCUGUUGACGGGAAGCCUGAUUCUGAUGAAUCAAGGUUAUCUUCAGGAAGCCUAUUUGUGGACCAAACAAGUUUUGGCCAUCAUGGAGAAGUCUAUGGUCUUACUCAGAGAAGUCACAGAUGGCUCCCUCUAUGAAGGAGUCGCCUAUGGCAGCUACACCACCAGGUCCCUCUUUCAGUACAUGUUCCUGGUACAGAGGCAUUUUGAUAUCAACCACUUCAGUCACCCUUGGCUUAAACAACACUUUGCAUUCAUGUAUAGAACAGUCCUUCCAGGUUUUCAAAGAACGGUGGCAAUUGCAGACUCAAAUUACAACUGGUUUUAUGGGCCAGAAAGCCAACUGGUGUUUCUAGAUAAAUUUGUCAUGCGUAAUGGCAGUGGUAAUUGGCUGGCAGAUCAGAUUCGACAGAACCGAGUGAUAGAAGGUCCAGGAACAGCAUCCAAAGGGCAGCGCUGGUGUACUUUGCACACUGAAUUUCUCUGGUAUGAAGCCAGCUUGGGUUCUGUACCUCCACCAGAUUAUGGAACCCCUACGCUGCAUUAUUUUGAGGACUGGGGUGUUGUGACUUAUGGAAGUGCCCUGCCUGCAGAGAUCAAUAGACCUUUCCUUUCCUUCAAGUCGGGAAAACUUGGAGGACGUGCAAUUUAUGACAUUGUCCAUAGAAACAAGUACAAAGAGUGGAUCAAAGGAUGGAGAAAUUUUAAUGCUGGCCAUGAGCAUCCUGACCAAAACUCAUUUACCUUUGCUCCCAAUGGCGUGCCUUUCAUCACAGAGGCUCUCUAUGGGCCAAAGUACACCUUCUUCAACAAUGUGCUAAUGUUUUCCCCAGGUGUAUCAAAGAGCUGCUUCUCUCCCUGGGAGGGUCAGGUCACAGAAGACUGUUCGUCAAAGUGGUCCAAGUAUAAACAUGACUUGGCUGCACACUGUCAGGGGAGAGUGGUUGCUGCUCUGGAGAAGGAGGGAGUGGUUUUUAUACGAGGGGAAGGAGUUGGGGCCUACAACCCUCAGCUAAGGCUGAAGAAUUUGCAGAGGAACCUAAUUCUCUUACACCCUCAGCUCCUCCUCCUUGUGGACCAAAUCCACCUGGAAGAAGAUAGUCCUCUAGAGGCAGCAGCCAGUUUUUUUCACAAUGUGGAUGUCCCUUUUGAGGAGACUGUGGUGGAUGGUGUCCACGGGGCUUCCAUUAAGCAGAGAGAUGGUAUAUAUAAAAUGUAUUGGAUGGAUGAUACUGGCUAUAGUGAGAAAGCAACCAUUGCUUCAGUGACAUACCCUCGGGGAUAUCCAUACAAUGGAACAAACUAUGUAAAUGUCACCACACACCUCCGGAGUCCCAUCACCAGGGUAGCCUACCUUUUCAUAGGACCUUCUGUAGAUGUUCAAAGCUUCAACAUCCAUGGGGAUUCUCAACAACUAGAUGUAUUUAUAGCCACUAGUGACCAUGCGUAUGCAGUAUACCUUUGGACAGGUGAGGCUGCUGGACAAACGCCCUUUGCACAUGUCAUUGCAGAUCGCCAAAAGAUUCUGUUUGAUCAGUCUGCUGUUAUUAAGAGCUCCCCUGUGUCUGAGGUGAAGGACUAUGCCGGAAUUGUAGAACACAGUCUUCAGCAUUUCAAGCCAGUUUUCCAGCAGCUGGAGAAGCAGAUCCUGUCCCGUGUCCGUAACACAGCUAGCUUUCGAAAGACUGCUGAACGCCUGCUGAGAUUUUCAGAUAAGAGACAGACGGAGGAGGCCAUUGAUAGGAUAUUUGCAAUCUCUCAACAGCAGCAGCAGAGAAAGCAGCAGCUACAAGGCAAGGCAAAGAAGAACCGAAGGGCAGGCAGGCGCUACAAAUUCAUUGAUACCGUCCCUGACAUUUUUGCACAGAUUGAAGUAAAUGAGAAAAAGAUCCGGCAGAAAGCUCAGAUUCUGGCACAGAAAGAAUUGCCUAUAGAUGAAGAUGAAGAAAUGAAAGACCUUUUAGAUUUUGCUGAUGUCUCUUAUGUGAAACAUAAAAUUGGGGUACCAUUCAGAGGCCAGUUUGGGCAGGCCCAGAUGGUGACGACUGCCCGAAGUAGAGCCCCCUCAAUAUCUGCUUCCUAUACCAGGCUUUUCCUUAUCCUGAACAUUGCUAUUUUCUUUGUCAUGCUGGCAAUGCAACUGACUUACUUUCAGAGAGCCCAGAGCCUACAUGGUCAAAGAUGUGUCUAUGCAAUCCUUCUGGUUGAUAGCUGCAUCUUACUGUGGUUGUACUCUUCUUGUUCCCAGUCUCAAUGCUAGCCAUGCUACUAUGAACUGCCUGGCCAUUCUAUGAUCCCUAGAAUCUAUGCAAAACUCAAAAAUCCCUAAGAGGGUGCUAAUUUUUUUGGUAGGUUUAGUCUUCUCAGAUGCAUUCCAGGAAAUCUGAGAGCAGGAGAAAAAGAAGGAUCUUUUCAGGAAGAGGGAAGAGAAAGAGAGAGAGGGAGAAAGACAGUAAGGCUUAGGCCAUGCACAACUUCUUUCAGAAAAGACAAAGGCUCACUUGAUGGUCCCCUAGCAUCGGGAAAAGUGUUUUACUUUGCUAAUGACAAUAAUCAAAGCACAAUUACUUUUAGCUGAAACAGAAAAUCCAGAAUUAAGCAAUUAUCAUACUUUUCUUAACCAUGGCAUAAAAAAGAGGGAGGGAACUAAUUUUUAGAGUUGGGUUUGAAUCAUGAACUUGAUGUUCAGCUCAGACAUUGUUCCAUGACUACCAGAGAAUUUUUAAAUCUUGAAACACAAUCUGUGUUGCAGUGCAAAAUUCUUUGCCCUGGAGGUAGUCUCAAUAGUGCUUUAAUGAAGUCACUUUAUUGAAUCAUACCUUUCACAUUGGAAGAGACCCUAGACUAGGCCAUUUAGUCCAAACCCCUUCCUUUUUGCAGAAACUGACGCCCAGAGGAAGACAGUGACAUGUCCAAGGUCACAUAGGUAGUUAGUGGCAGAGCUGGGAUUCAAACUCAGGUUUUCUGAUUCUGAAUCCAACACUCUUUCCACCACACCCACUUCAACUAAUAUUAGUAAGUGCCAAUGAUGUGUAUGGCACUGAGCUAUGCACGGGGGAAACAAAAAUUAAAGCAAAACAGUCCCUGCUUUCAAUUAGGUCAUAUUCCACAGGGGAUAUGAUACAUAAACGUAUAUGUAUAUACACUCUAUAUGUACACAUGUGUAGGAAUAUACACACAAAUAAGUAAAUACAAAUAUUUGCGUCUUGGGCUAAUAUUCAGAUGUGCAAAAGAGAGAGUGCCAUGGUACCAUGAAAAACUAAGAGUAUUUUUCCUCCCAGGGAGCAAAAAAAUUUUUUUUGUAGUAUAAAUCUACACAUUCAUAUAUACACAGAAACACACACACAUACAUCUGACAGACACUUCCCAAACUUCCAAGUGCAGUUUGAGAUGAAUUCUCUUACCUGAUUCACCAUCAAGAUAGGCAGUUUAAUUGUGACUGAAAGUUAAGUUUGAUUCUGCUAUCCUUUGUAUGGGGGGAGAAAGCUAACAGCUAAAAGGAUAAACAAUUGGAAAGGUCAUUUGUGUGACUUAGAGGUAGAUUUCCACACCAAAGAAGAUGAGAAGCAAAAUAUUACAUAUGAUGGUUAUGUUUCUAAUAAGGGAAGAAAUGCUUUCCUUCAAGUUUAUUUUGCUAAAUAAACAGAUGGUUAUUGUCUCA
Trichosurus vulpecula (common brushtail) is the source of this 4549-nucleotide messenger RNA. It is a transcript of the gene DSE, whose product is annotated as dermatan sulfate epimerase. Gene Ontology annotation, molecular function: chondroitin-glucuronate 5-epimerase activity. NCBI's taxonomy places the organism in Eukaryota, Metazoa, Chordata, Mammalia, Diprotodontia, Phalangeridae. The record is from RefSeq and is a predicted model, not a curated record. The coding region runs from base 257 to 3148 and encodes 963 amino acids. The transcript is spliced from 6 exons.